Medicago truncatula (barrel medic) is the source of this 759-nucleotide messenger RNA. RefSeq names its product NAD(P)H-quinone oxidoreductase subunit 1, chloroplastic. The record is from RefSeq and is a predicted model, not a curated record. Gene Ontology annotation, molecular function: NADH dehydrogenase activity. Gene Ontology annotation, cellular component: membrane. Lineage: Eukaryota; Viridiplantae; Streptophyta; Magnoliopsida; Fabales; Fabaceae. Gene Ontology annotation, biological process: aerobic respiration.
CAUAGAUAUCAUUAUGGGAGAAGUUGAUCGUUGAAAUGAUAAUUGAUACAACGGAAGUCCAAGAUAUAAAUUAUUUUUCCGGAUUGGAAUCUUUCAAAGAGGUCUAUGGAAUUCUAUGGAUACUUGUACCUAUUUUGAUUCUUGUAUUGGGAAUCACAAUAAGUGUACUAGCAAUUGUAUGGUUAGAAAGAGAAAUAUCUGCAGGGAUACAACAGCGUAUUGGACCCGAAUACGCUGGUCCUUUUGGAAUUCUUCAAGCUCUAGCAGACGGAACAAAACUACUAUUCAAAGAGAAUCUUAUUCCAUCUAGGGAGAUAUGUUUAUUCAGUAUCGGCCCAUCCAUAUCAGUAAUAUCAAUUCUAAUAAGUUAUUCAGUAAUUCCCUUUGGCUAUAACUUUGUUUUAUCUGAUUUCAAUAUCGGUGUUUUUUGGAUUGCUAUUUCGAGUAUUGCUCCCAUUGGACUUCUUAUGUCAGGAUAUGGGUCAAAUAAUAAAUAUUCCUUUUUGGUGGUCUACGAGCUGCUGCUCAAUCGAUUAGUUAUGAAAUACCAUUAACUCUAUGUGUCUUAUCAAUAUCUCUACGUGCGAUUCGUUGAAACCAAAAAGCUAUUCGAUGCUAUUGCUAUGCUCCUCUCUUUAUAGUACUAUAUAUAAUAGGAAAGGAGUCGAAUAAAUUAAAUAGAAACCUUCAUUAUCUUAAUUUGAUUUUUCACAAUUCGGAUUGAAGAACUAAAUUAGAUAGUUAUAUGAGUGAAAAAAA